AUGGAGAGAAACGAGAAAGGUCCCUGCUCGCUGGCUUCUCACAUUGGUUGCUGGAGGGAGGAGCAGAAGGGUGCGCCCCGGGUCACGGUCAUGGGAGAUAAACAGGAACGCUUCUUCAACCUGUGUCGCAGCUUCUUCAACCCGUGUCACAGCUUCUUCAACCCGUGUCGCAGCUUCUUCAACCCGUGUCACAGCUUCUUCAACCCGUGUCGCAGCUUCUUCAACCCGUGUCGCAGCUUCUUCAACCCGUGUCGCAGCUUCUUCAACCCGUGUCGCAGCUUCUUCAACCCGUGUCACAGCUUCUUCGACCCGUGUCGCAGCUUCUUCAACCCGUGUCCACACACUCCAGCCACACCGACCCUGGGCCUCGCCGUCCGCAGGGUUGAGCCUACUCACUGGGUGCAAGGAAAAGAGGAAACACCAAGGAGCAGCAAGUGCCCUCACCGUGCCCGCUCCGUCUUGGCAGGAUGCUCCCAGGCAUCGAGGAUAGUGGACGGGAGAGACGUGGCCGGUGAGGGUGCAGUGACAGUGAGCCUCCAGCCUUCUGGCCAUGGAUCCUGCUCCGGAGAAUGGGAGAACGCCCGAGGCGAGGCGCUUGCUGUGUCCUCUGAGCAGCAGGACACCUGCUCAUGGUCUCCCGGGACCGGCCGCAUCCUGCCUCAGCGGUCCCUCCUGGCUGCUGUGGGCGGGGGUGUGUGCGUGGGGGGGUGGGGGGCUGCUCCUGGCCGCCUGCCUUCUCUGGGCUCUGCAGUCACUGCAGAGGGAACCCCACCUCUCUCAAGACUCCGCCUUUACGAGUCAGGCUGCUAA
Eptesicus fuscus (big brown bat) is the source of this 810-nucleotide messenger RNA. RefSeq lists its product as uncharacterized. The record is from RefSeq and is a predicted model, not a curated record. NCBI's taxonomy places the organism in Eukaryota, Metazoa, Chordata, Mammalia, Chiroptera, Vespertilionidae. The transcript has 3 exons. Bases 1 to 810 code for a protein of 269 amino acids.